Messenger RNA from Ostreococcus tauri, 774 nucleotides. Its product is annotated as EAP30. The transcript has a single exon. Bases 1 to 774 code for a protein of 257 amino acids. The record is from RefSeq and is a predicted model, not a curated record. Gene Ontology annotation, biological process: protein transport to vacuole involved in ubiquitin-dependent protein catabolic process via the multivesicular body sorting pathway. Gene Ontology annotation, cellular component: ESCRT II complex. Lineage: Eukaryota; Viridiplantae; Chlorophyta; Mamiellophyceae; Mamiellales; Bathycoccaceae.
AUGCGCAGACGCCCCGGGGUGAGCGCCAUCGCGCGUAACGCCGAGCUCGACUCGAAGUUUCGCGAGCUCGCGAUCGAGCGCAAGGCUUUCCAGGACCAGGAUGACGCGACGCGGUUGCUCGCCUUUACGCGCGCGUUGGAGACGUUCGCCGCGACGCAUCGGAAAGCCAUCUCCAGCGACGCCGUGUUCCGCGCGAGGUUCCACGCGAUGUGCGACGCGAUCGGGGUGGACCCGCUCGCGUCGAGGAAGAGCGCGUGGGCUCAGGCGUUGGGCCUCGGCGAGUUUUACGUCGACCUGAGCGUGUGCGCGGCGGAGGCGUGUCUGUCCUCUCGCGACGCCGACGGUGGGGUGUGCGCUCUGGAUGAGAUCGUUCGACGGGUAAACGAACGACGCGGCGCGUCGGUGAGCGCGGUGAGCGCGGACGACGUGGAGCGAGCGAUCGAGUCGUUGUCGGCGCUCGGAGGCGGGUGGCGGGUGAAGACGACGACGGGCGGCGACGGCGUCGGUGAGCGGGGACGGAAGAUCGUUCGGAGCGUCCCGAUCGAGCUGAGCGACGACGUGAACGAAGCAUUAGCGGUGGCGCGGGACGCGAGUCAGGGCUGCGUGACGGCGUCGGAGCUCUCGCUCGCGCGCGCGUGGUCGCUCGCGCGCGCGCGAGACGCGCUCGAGGCGAGCGUCAAGCUCGGCAUCGCGCUCGUCGACGAUCAGGCCAAGGAUAAAAACUUCGAGCGUCUCUACUGGUUUCCCGCCUUUCGCGUCGUCUCGAGCGCGUGA